Messenger RNA from Saccostrea cuccullata (small rock oyster), 1779 nucleotides. Its product is annotated as organic cation transporter protein-like. The record is from RefSeq and is a predicted model, not a curated record. Gene Ontology annotation, biological process: transmembrane transport. Bases 69 to 1703 code for a protein of 544 amino acids. Gene Ontology annotation, cellular component: membrane. Gene Ontology annotation, molecular function: transmembrane transporter activity. The transcript has 10 exons. Lineage: Eukaryota; Metazoa; Mollusca; Bivalvia; Ostreida; Ostreidae.
UCAAGAGGUGCCCGCUGAUAGCGCGGUCCCCACAAACAGUAACCUCGGGGGGACAGUGAGGAAGGAGCAUGAAGUUUGAUGACAUUCUGUAUCACCUGGGAGAGUUCGGCAGGUACCAGAAGAGACUGUAUCUGCUGCUAUGUAUUCCCGCCAUCAGCGUCGCCUGCUUCAUGAUGGGCCUGGUAAUUAUCAUGGAAACUCCCAAACAUAGGUGUAAAAUUCUGUCGUAUCCCAAUGAUACGUAUGAAAUACAGAGUUCCUUUCACCAAGAUCUCAUUAACUUGACCAUUCCGAGAUCUGAUGACGAGACUUUGGACUACAGUCAAUGUUAUAUGUAUGUUAGAAAUGACGCGGGGAAUUCAAAUUCGGCAAACUUCACCAAAGAGAAAUGCACAGAAUGGGUUUACGAGACCUCCGUAUUUAAGUCAACGUUCACUUCCAAGAUGGACCUAGUGUGUGAUGACGCUUUACUUACAUCUCAUGCUAAGAUGAUUUUCUACUUCGGAGUGUUGGUCGGUGAUCUCGGGUUCGGAGUUCUCUCUGAUAUUAUCGGUCGUAAGAAGGGUCUGUACUUGACUUUCGUUAUUCUGGUGGCUGCGGCCUUUGGUGUAUGUUGGGCCCCGGAGUACAUCAGUUUUGUCGUCCUGGAAUUCAUCAUCGGGGCCGCCAACCACGGGGCCUUCAUGAUCUGUUGUGUAUUGGGUCUGGAGAUGGUUGGCCCAUCUAAGCGUGUGUGGGCGGGGAUCGUGAUUCACGUCUUCUUUACUAUUGGUCUGCUAUAUUUAGCCGGCGUGGGGUACCUUCUGAGGGACUGGCAGUACAUCAGUAUAGCAGUCGCCGCGCCCUGUGCUCUAUACCUGACUUACUGGUGGUUUGUCCCAGAGUCACCCCGAUGGUUGAUUAGUCAGGGGAGACACUCAGACGCUGACGCCAUCAUACGUAAAGUGGCCAAGGUCAACAAGGUCAACAUCGAUGAAAAACUUCUCAAGGUCACAAAGGAGGAACCAAAAUCAACAGAGGCGCGGAUCUGGCAUUUGUUCAGUCACAGGGUCUUAUUGAUUCGAACACUCAUUCUUUAUUUCAAUUGGGCCGUAGUAUCGAUGAUGUAUUACGGAGUCACAAUGCAUGCCGGGAAUAUGGGCGGGGACUUUUAUCUGAACUUCUUUCUAUUGGCUGUCGUGGAGUUUCCCGCCUCAGCCCUCUCUGUUUUCCUCCUGGACAAAGUUGGCAGGAAGAAGCUUCAUUGUGCCUUCAUGGUGGUGGGUGGACUUGCUUGUCUGUCCACCAUAUUUUCCGUCUUAUUCGGAGAUGAAUCUCUGCAACCUAUAACUCUCACACUAGCCAUCAUCGGCAAGAUCGGAUCCUCCGGUGCAUUUGGUGUGGUCUAUGUUUUCUCAGCGGAGCUAUUUCCUACAGUAGUGCGUAAUGCGGGUAUGGGUUCGAGUUCCUGCAUCGCAAGAAUCGGCGGCAUGCUAGCGCCUUAUGUCGCUUCAUCGGGCGAUUUAGUUGGGGGUAAAUUUGGACAGGCUCUUCCAUUGGUUAUUUUUGGUGCUACCUCAGUGACUGCGGGACUGCUUUGUUUACUACUACCGGAAACUCUGAACAAAACCUUACCAGAAACCAUAGAGGACGGUGUCAAGUUUGGCAGAUCGAAAGACCCACAAAAAACAGAUUAUGAAGUUUCCAAAUCAACCAAACUAUGAAGAAAUGUGAUUUAUAGUACAUGUAUAUCUGUGUAUACUUUUGUAAAAAGAAAAUAUAUCUAAAGAAAUGAAUAGG